Manihot esculenta (cassava) is the source of this 1011-nucleotide messenger RNA. Its product is annotated as lysine-rich arabinogalactan protein 19. NCBI's taxonomy places the organism in Eukaryota, Viridiplantae, Streptophyta, Magnoliopsida, Malpighiales, Euphorbiaceae. The coding region runs from base 177 to 893 and encodes 238 amino acids. Gene Ontology annotation, cellular component: plasma membrane. The transcript is spliced from 2 exons. The record is from RefSeq and is a predicted model, not a curated record.
UCGGCUGAAUUGCCUGCUCGCUCACUCUAAAUUAUUAGAAGAAACGUAGCAUUCGCAUGAAGACUACAUUUCUCCCUCCAAUACCUCACCAAACUUUUUUUUUCUUUACAGCUAUAAUUCCUUUUGCCCACGACUCUAUAUAAUCAACUAUUUCUUCUCUUCUCAUUACAACAAAAAUGGAUUCAAUGUUUUUGGCUUUCACCUUGGUUUGCCUCUGCUUCCCAUUAACCAUUAUCGAUGCUCAAGCACCAGCAGCAUCACCAGUGACUUUGCCUACUACACCUCCACCCACAACUACACCAAUUGCACCCACACAGUCACCAGUAAGUGCAGCAACACCUCCAGCUGCAACCACUCCCAUAUCACCACCUACUCCUAAAGUAGCACCAGCUAUCAGCCCAACUGUCCCACCUCCUCAAGUUCCACCACCACAAACUCCUCCAAUUGCAACUCCAGUGCAACCACCUGCACUUCCCCCACCACCACAGGCAUCUCCUGCUCCGGCCCAAGCACCUGCAGCACCAGCACCAUCACCAGCAACACCACCACCGACACCAACACCAGCGCCAGCUACUCCACCAGCCCCAGUGCCAGCUCCUCCACCACUGGCCCCAACACCUGAAUUAGUGCCUUCACCCGCACCAGCUCCAACCAAGCACAAGAAGCGAAGAAGACACAGGCACAAGAAGCAUCAUCACCCACCAGCUCCAGCACCAACACCCCCCAGUCCCCCGGCUCCGCCUACAACAUUGACAGAUUCUGAUGAUACAGCCCCUGCACCAUCCCCAAAUCUGAAUGGAGGAAAUGCAAUGUAUCAGCUGGGAGAAAGGUCUGGAAUCUGGGGAAGGACAUUAGCUACUGCCUUUCUGCUGCUGGUAGGCUACAACUUUUAGCAAUCUCACAUCGUGAAGAAAGAUAAUUUUAUAUGUACAAAAUAAAUAUCAAUUAAAAUUUCAUAUAAAUAGGAUUAUGAUGUAAGUGACAUGCCAAUGGAUUGUCAACAUUUUUGUA